AGUAAAAUAAAACCUGUAAAUGUCCGCUAUGGAGAAAUUUAAACAAAGCGUUUCGUUGGGGUCAUCGAUGACAUAACAAAACUUUUUCUUCAUUCUUCUUCUUUAUAUUGAGAGAGGAGGCCACAUGUAAGUUGGCGAAGGAGGAGGGAUGGGUAUUGUGAGUACAGUGGUGGGGUUCUUCGGAUUUGGAGUGGGUGUCUCGAUUGGUGUAGUGUUCGGUUACUUCCUGUUCAUCUAUUUUCAGGACAACGAUGUCAAGGACCCUAAGAUCAGGCCUAUCGCAGAACUAGACUCAAAGACUUUAGAUGGACUCUUAUCGGAAAUUCCAUUAUGGGUGAAAAAUCCUGAUUAUGAUAGAGUCGAUUGGCUGAACACAUUUAUACGUGAAAUGUGGCCUUAUCUUGAUAAGGCAAUUUGUAAAAUGAUAAGAGACCAAACAAAGCCUAUCAUAGAGCAAUAUGUUGGGAAGUUUAAAAUAGAAUCUAUUGAAAUUGAAACUCUUACAUUGGGCACACUUCCUCCUACACUACAAGGAGUGAAAGUCUAUGAUACUCAAGAAAAAGAAAUGAUCAUUGAACCUGCUCUGAGGUGGGCUGGAAACCCGAAUAUUAUUGUGGCAGUUAAAGCAUUUGGUCUAAGGGCCACUGUGCAGUUGGUAGAUUUGCAGGUUUUUGCAAUUCCACGUGUCACACUGAAGCCACUUGUCCCAGCUUUCCCAUGUUUUGCAAAGAUAUUGGUCUCUCUUAUGGAGAAGCCCCAUGUUGAUUUUGGAUUGAAACUACUUGGUGGAGAUGUUAUGGCCAUUCCGGGUCUUUAUCAUAUUGUGCAGGAACUUAUCAGAGAACAGGUUGGCAAUUUAUAUGUGUGGCCGAAAACACUGGAGGUGCCUGUGCUGGAGGACACGAGAACUAUGCAUAAACCUGUAGGCAUGCUCCAUGUAAAAGUUGUCAGGGCAACUAACUUAAAAAAGAAAGACAUGAUGGGAAAAUCUGAUCCAUAUGUGAAACUUAAGCUGUCAGGAGAGAGGCUUCCAUCAAAGAAAACCAAAAUUAAAAUGAGUAACCUGAACCCAGAAUUUAAUGAGGAGUUCAUCUUUACUGUGAAGGAUCCAGAGUCUCAAGUUCUAGAAGUUAUUGUCUAUGACUGGGAAAAGGUUGGUUCACAUGAGAAGAUGGGAAUGAAUGUUUUCCCUUUGAAAGAAUUGACACCAGAUGAGACUAAAUCUAUUACCCGUGAUCUUCUAAAAAACAUGGAACCAAAUGACCCACAGAAUGAAAAAUCACGUGGGGAAAUCACUGUGGAGAUGAUGUAUAAACCUUUUAAGGAGGAUGAAACCGUAACUGCUGAUGAUAAUGCAAUUGAUAAGGCUCCAGAAGGCACACCAGCAGGUGGAGGCUUGCUUGUAGUGAGAGUAAAUGAGGCCCAGGAUGUUGAAGGAAAACAUCAUACAAAUCCUUACGUGCGUCUUCUUAUGAGAGGAGAAGAGAGGAAGACCAAGCCUGUCAAGAAAAACAGAGACCCAAGGUGGGAACAGGAAUUUGAAUUCACUUUGGAGGAGCCACCUGUAAAUGAAAAGCUACAUGUUGAGGUUAUGAGCAAGGGAAUGGGCUUGGCUCUGCAUGCAAGAGAAACUCUAGGUUAUGUGGAUAUUAAUCUGUCAGAUGUGGUGCAGAACAAACGAAUCAAUGAGAGGUUUCAUCUUAUUGACUCAAAGAAUGGGAAAAUUCAACUUGAGCUUCUGUGGAGAUCUGCCUAAUAAUCACAUGAAUUCCCAUAUAUAUAUAUAUAUAUAUAUUCAAAGUUACUGCUUUGUACAAGAAUACCUUGUUACUUUUAAACAUAAAGAUUUGUGAAAGAGAGGAAUUUUCUUCUUUCUGGCUGAAAGCUGUAUUGGUAUUAUAGCGAAUUCCAUGAUAAUUGAUACCAAUUUGUUUCCAGGAAAUCACUUAUGUUGAGCUGGGCUGUUUUAUAUAGUACUUACCCAAAGUUUAUUGUAUAUAUUUUGAGUUAACCACUGGCCAUAUUUAAAGAUA
Messenger RNA from Cryptomeria japonica (Japanese cedar), 2033 nucleotides. Its product is annotated as synaptotagmin-2. The record is from RefSeq and is a predicted model, not a curated record. Bases 149 to 1756 code for a protein of 535 amino acids. Gene Ontology annotation, molecular function: lipid binding. The transcript is spliced from 12 exons. Lineage: Eukaryota; Viridiplantae; Streptophyta; Pinopsida; Cupressales; Cupressaceae. Gene Ontology annotation, cellular component: endoplasmic reticulum.